This is a messenger RNA of Drepanopeziza brunnea f. sp. 'multigermtubi' MB_m1, 597 nucleotides long. RefSeq lists its product as uncharacterized. The record is from RefSeq and is a predicted model, not a curated record. Lineage: Eukaryota; Fungi; Ascomycota; Leotiomycetes; Helotiales; Drepanopezizaceae.
AUGUCGGGCCCUUCAGAGAGAUGUCAGAUCGUCAACACACCCAAGAAGGGAGCUGAAUGGAGCGAGGAGGAGAUUGCAUUGAACAACCAACCCGAGGCCCUCUCGUUCCUCCUUAAGUCAACCAAAGAGGAGUUGAACGGAGGCCUCAACAGAAAUCGAUACGGCAUCGUCGUCGAUUUCAACAAGCACAAGCGAGCGGCUGCUGAUCAACACAACCAAGAUGCUAUAAAGCAGGACAACAUUACGAACCAAGACAACACCGCCAGAAGCCUGAAGGCGAACGCGCCCGCUUCCGAUCACGUUUCCCGACCGAUUCUCGACAACGGAUCAAACAACAAAUUCACCGGACAGAAGAUUGCCGGCUCAGAUGCUGGAAAAUUUAAGGGUCUUGCUGGAAGCAGAUAUGGAACGAAUCUUCAUCGCGGCGGCCCCCGCCAUCCUCUGAGCGCCAUGGGCCCGAAGGCGAAGGCGCCCGCAUCGGAUCAUAUUUCUCGACCUAUCUUCGACGACGGAUUGACGACCAAGUUCACUGGACAGGAGAUUGCUGGCUCGGAUUUUGGCAAGUUUAAAGGUCUUGCUGGAAGCAGAUAUGCUUGA